UUUUCUUAUUUAUUUUCUUUCGAAACUAGCUAUAAAUUAUGUCACAAGAAUCGAAAAAGGACAAUUCAACCUUUAAUCGUCAUGAUGAGAUCUCAUUUAGAGAUGAAGACUAUAAUAUGGAAAGGGAACGUGUAUCAUCAUCUUUAAACUCAACAUUUUUAGGUGAAAUGGAAUCACUUGAUAUAUUAUCAUCUCAAGAAGUUAAUCCUUUCACAAUGUUAGAUAAUGUAGAUGAUGAGGAUGAUCCUAAAGAAGAAUUAGCCAAACAGAAACCUUCUAAAGCGGAAAAUGAUGUCAAAUCAAGUGACGCUGCUCCCCGUGCUGUCGGUGCCGGUCUUCCGUCAAAAGUUUCUUCGUUCUCUGUAUUGUCCAAAUCCAUAAAUGAUCGUAAAAAAGCUGUUUAUGAAUUUGUAGUACCAAAUAAUAAUGUUAAAUCUGGAGAUGUAACAAAAAAGCAACAGAAAUCUCGUAAAAUUAUUAAAAAUCCUACUAUAAAUACGUCAAAAUCAAAAUUAUUACCAAAUUUAUCACAAUUAAAGACAGUACAACAACAAUCACAAUUAGAAGAUUUACCUAAACCAAAACGUGGAAGGAAAAAGAAGAAUAUUGUAAAUGAUGAUGAUACUAACCUAUUAGAACUUUUUAAUAAUUCAUCUAAACCUGAAGAAGGAUUGUUUUCAAAAUUGAGAAUUUUAUUUAUACCAAAUAAAAUUGAUAAAGUUCGUUUGAGUUUAAUGAAAUCAAAAGUUUUAGAUAAAGGUGGAAUUAUUGAAGAAAGUAUUGAAACUGCAAAAAAUGUUACACAUGUUAUAACGGAAUUAAAUGGAAAUCAGUUGGUAUCAAUGUUUGGUAUUCGAAAAUUAAAAAAUUUUAAGGAUGCUGCAAUCAUUAAACCCGAUUGGAUAUCCGAAUCAAUUAUGGUAAAUUUUAAUCGUUUCUUGAACUGAUUUUGAUGAUCAUCAUUUUGACAAUUAUAAAUAAUUUAUAUAUAUAUAUUAUUUUAUAGCUUGGAAAACUGAGGGAUACUAAAUCUUAUGCAGUUUUAUAUACGGAAGAAUCCAAUGAUACAAAUAUCGCUUCAAGCUCACAAACACAAAAUUUGAAAAGACCUCAUGACGAACAAAAAG
Rhizophagus irregularis DAOM 181602=DAOM 197198 is the source of this 1127-nucleotide messenger RNA. Lineage: Eukaryota; Fungi; Glomeromycota; Glomeromycetes; Glomerales; Glomeraceae. The record is from RefSeq and is a predicted model, not a curated record.